Molecule: messenger RNA, 1831 nt
Organism: Fopius arisanus
Lineage: Eukaryota; Metazoa; Arthropoda; Insecta; Hymenoptera; Braconidae
Gene: Josd
Product: Josephin domain containing
Exons: 3
Coding region: 182-940 (252 amino acids)
Biological process (GO): protein deubiquitination
Molecular function (GO): cysteine-type deubiquitinase activity
Source: RefSeq, a predicted model, not a curated record
CUCAGAGGUUUCAGCAGCUUUCCUAGAUUCACGGGGAAUUUUUCCAUCGGAAGAAACAAAACGCGCAAAAAAAUCUCACCCCUGGAGACAAUCAUCAGGGGAGAGAAUUAGUUAUCUUUCAAGGAAAAAUUUGAGUUUUUAAUGGCAUUUUUGUGCAGCUCGGGAGAUAUGUAGUGGAAAAAUGGUGGUGAGUGGUCAGGGGGAUAUGACAGGACCGAUUUAUCAUGAGAGACAGGUGAAGCAGCUGUGUGCCCUGCACGCCCUGAAUAACCUUUUCCAGGAGAGGGGCUUCAGCAAACAGGAACUGGAUCAAAUUUGUUAUGGAUUGAGUCCUGAUGUUUGGAUUAAUCCUCAUAAAUCGCUCCUGGGAUUGGGAAAUUAUGAUAUCAAUGUUAUUAUGGUUGCACUCCAGACGAAGGGAUGUGAGGCUAUCUGGUUUGAUAAGAGAAGGGAUCCAAAGUGUCUGUGUCUCGACAGCAUAGAUGGCUUCAUUCUGAAUGUCCCAACGGAAUACAAACUGGGCUUUGUGCUUCUACCCCUGAAGAAACGCCACUGGAUAGCCCUGAAGAAAAUCCAAGGUGCCUUUUACAAUCUCGAUUCGAACCUCGACUCACCCCAGCUGAUAGGCAAGGAAGAUGAUUUAUUGACAUACCUGAAAGACCAAAUUGAGAGUAAAGACAAGGAAUUGUUUCUGGUUGUGUCCAGGGAAGUGGCGACCAGUCAGGAGUGGCUUGUCAAAGUGAAUUGCAAUGAUUUUUUGGAUGAAAGUGGUGAGAAAAUUUUUUCAACCGACAGUGAUGAAAUCAGGUACAUUGAGGAUGGACUCAGUACAGACAUUGAGCUCGAUAAAAAAUCUCAGGAGGAUAUGGACAAUGAUAAUGUCAUUGUUAAUGAUAACACGAGAAAAUCUCCAUUAUUGUCCAACUUUUUCACUUCAUGAGAUUGAAUUAUAAUCCCGGUGUUUUGACGCAGUGUCUCAGGCCCAUAGGUUUCAGAUUCGAUUCCUGACCCGAGUAGAGUGGUGAGAUCUAACCAUUUUUAAACUCUUGAUCAAUCGCCACACAGUUAUCAUGACUCGAAGCGACGUAAAAGUAAUUUUUAAAAAUUGAAUUAUGAUGUUUCUCUCGAGUUUCUGAAUUUGAACAAGUUGAAUUUUGACUCUCAAAAAUACAGGGAAUCUUUUCAUAAUUUUCGUACAAAUAGACAAUUUGUCUAACCCAGUAGUUCAUGAAAAAAAAAUGGACACGGGGAAUGGAUGAGCUUUUCUUAUUCACACAAUAAAGUAUUCCCUGAUUUUUUGAUGAGUUUUUGAUUGAGUUAUCGUCAACAAUCAUUUUAUGUCAUCUGAAUGUAUAUAUAAAUAAUCUGACGUCUAACUGAUAAUCUGCGUUCACGAAUUAAUUGUUUAGCCAUUGAAAACACCAAAAAGUGAUGUUUUAUUGAAUUUGGAAAAUCGAAAAAUCGGUGGAAAUAGAUUUUUCUAUUACUAAACGAUAUGAAAAUCAUUUUACAACAGUACAACGUUCGUCUUGUGAUCUGUAGCAUCUGCACAGUGUAUACUACUCGUAGAUAGCGUUAGCAUUAAUUUAUCAAGUAUCGAUGCAAUAUUUUUCACGUUACAAUAAAUGCUUGGCUUUAUUUUAUCAAUUCAACUGAUCAUUGAUUCAGCCAUUCACGCGCGAAGAGGAACAAAUAUAAAACUAGUCCAAGUGUGAGACAAAUAAUUGUAACCAUAAUAAUCGUAAUUUAUGUUAAUCAUUAGAAACACAUGGGAUACAUUUUUUCAUUGUUAUUUACAUGGAUAAAUAAAUUAUUUUUCUUCAUUUUUUAA